This is a messenger RNA of Puccinia graminis f. sp. tritici CRL 75-36-700-3, 884 nucleotides long. RefSeq lists its product as uncharacterized. The transcript is spliced from 2 exons. NCBI's taxonomy places the organism in Eukaryota, Fungi, Basidiomycota, Pucciniomycetes, Pucciniales, Pucciniaceae. The record is from RefSeq and is a predicted model, not a curated record. Bases 185 to 526 code for a protein of 113 amino acids.
CAUGUGACAUGUUUAACAUACCCUGGCACUAGCCACCCCUCAAACGACAAACCCCGGUGCACUGCAUCAUCUGUCCGGUUUCGAAAGAAGACGACAUCAUCGACGAUAUAAUAUCUUGACUCGUAAUUAGGCUCAGCAGGCGGGAGAAACCAACGAGUGCUCUGGACGGUUUCUAUCGAAAACGAUGAAUUCCAUCACCCAAACUGCCAAGGGAGCGCUCAUCGCAGGAGGCUCGUACUAUCUCAUUCACGCUCAUAUCGCCAACCGAACUCACCUAAUCUCAACAUCCUUAAAAGACUUGAGCUACCAAUUUCGUGCUCUGGACUCGGAAGACGGUUUCAAUCAAUUACUGCUACAACCCACGCCAUUUCAACCUAAACCUUUGGCUGAAAGGAUCAAACUGAAUUGGAAUCGGUCGAUUGUUUCUCUCAGUCAAAAAGCACACCAAUUCAACCUUUCUGAUUCUACCGACCGAUUGAUCGUUUUCUUGAAGUCAAAGUUUCAAGCUGACUCGAAUCAAACGUGAAAUACCGUAUUAGUCUUACAAUGAUCAAUUAAAUUUUAUAUAUAUUCAUUUUCGACAAUCACAUAAAGGUCCUCUCGCUUCAGUCGACACCAAUAAGGUGAAGGUGUGAUGGUCAUCUUACCUUGUAAUUUUGACCACUUUUAAGAAACUUAUAGGCAUGUCAUCUAGUGCAGAUAAAAGACAAGAUGUAGAUGUACAACCCCCUUGACCAAUAGAUUUCCGCUCCACGUGUUGAAUACCAGGAGUCAGCUUUCAGGCACAGAUCUUCCAAUCCAAUCAUCUUUAAUGGCUGCUCAUUCUUGCUUAUAAUCUGGACCAAAGAGGAAAAUGUCAAAGGUUGUUACUUUAGAAAAAACUG